This is a messenger RNA of Malassezia restricta, 294 nucleotides long. Its product is annotated as mitochondrial import inner membrane translocase subunit TIM10. Gene Ontology annotation, biological process: protein insertion into mitochondrial inner membrane. The transcript is spliced from 3 exons. Gene Ontology annotation, cellular component: mitochondrial inner membrane. Bases 1 to 294 code for a protein of 97 amino acids. The record is from RefSeq and is a predicted model, not a curated record. Lineage: Eukaryota; Fungi; Basidiomycota; Malasseziomycetes; Malasseziales; Malasseziaceae.
AUGGGUCUCUUUGGUGGCAGCAGCUCUGGCAGUGCUUCUGCGGCAUCGUCGCCCCAACUGGAAGCGGCUACGGCUGAGCUCGAUAUGAUUACGGACGUGUUCAACCGCCUUGUCGAAUCGUGUCACGCCAAGUGCAUCAGCCCACGCUACGCUGAGGCCGAUCUCAACAAGGGCGAGAGCGUAUGCGUUGAUCGCUGCGUGAGCAAGUUCUUUGCCGUCAACGCCAAGGUCGGCGAGCAGAUGCAGGCAUUGGGACAAGCUGCCAGCGCCGCCGGUGGCAGAAUGAUGGGCUAA